Messenger RNA from Impatiens glandulifera, 1981 nucleotides. RefSeq names its product pentatricopeptide repeat-containing protein ELI1, chloroplastic. Bases 38 to 1951 code for a protein of 637 amino acids. NCBI's taxonomy places the organism in Eukaryota, Viridiplantae, Streptophyta, Magnoliopsida, Ericales, Balsaminaceae. Gene Ontology annotation, biological process: RNA modification. Gene Ontology annotation, molecular function: zinc ion binding; protein binding; RNA binding. The record is from RefSeq and is a predicted model, not a curated record. The transcript has a single exon.
AGGAUAAUAAGGUGUUCAAUUUGAUUACGCCCAUGAAAUGUUAUCCUCUUCCUCAUCUUCUAUCCUUUACACAGGCGGCCUACCAAUCAUCAAACGCCGAUCAAUUUCUCCAUCUGUCUUCAAGGAAGAUCAUCAAUGUGUGCUUCCCGAUCAACUCCCUUCUCUAAUCGACAAAUGCAAAUCCCUCACUCAACUCCUCCAAAUCCACGCUUCCCUCAUUCGUCGAGGUCUCGACCACCAUAAUCAACUUCUCACCUUCAAACUUCUCCGCUCUUACUCAUCUCUCGGCCGCCUCCACUAUUCGAUUUCCCUAUUCGAUCAAACCCAAAACCCAGAUGUCUUUUUCUACACCGCUAUUAUUCAUGCCCAUUCCUUAAACAAUCUCCAUAGUCAAGCCUUCAAUUUCUAUGUCCGGAUGCUGAGAGAUGGGAUUGAACCAACCGAAUAUACAUUCUCCUCUGUUCUUAAAUCCUGUCCCUUUCGUGCUGGAAAAGAGAUACAUGCUCAGGCGAUUAAAUUUGGUGUGGUAUCGAAAUCAUCGAAUAUGUAUGUUGUCACAGCUCUGGUUAAUGUCUAUGGUAAAGGAGGUGACUUGGAGUCCGCACGCCAACUGUUUGAUAAAAUGCCUGAUAGGAGUUUAGUUUCAUUAGCGGCUAUGAUUUCAAUUUAUGCGAAACAUGGGGAUGUAGAUCUUGCAUGGAAACUGUUUGAUGAAAUGCCGGAGAAGGAUGUUGUGUGUUGGAAUGUGAUGAUUGAUGGGUAUGCACAACAUGGAAGACCGAAUGAAGCUUUGGAGCUUUUCAGGAAAAUGUUAAUGGAUCAAAUGAGGCCAAAUGAAGUCACUAUUGUUGCAGUCUUAUCUGCUUGUGGGCAGCUUGGUGCACUUGAAUCGGGUAAAUGGAUUCAUUCUUACAUUAUGAAUAACAAAGUUCAUUUAAAUCUUCAAGUGGGUACUGCCUUAGUAGAUAUGUAUAGCAAAUGUGGAAGUUUAGAAGAUGCCACGAUCGUGUUUGAUACUAUCGAUAACAAGGAUGUUGUUGCAUGGAAUUCCAUGAUUCUUGGAUUCGCAAUGCACGGUUUUCUUAAGGAUGUUUUUCGUAUGUUUGUCGACAUGACCCGGAUAGGUAUUCGUCCAACCGACAUUACGUUCAUUGGAAUCUUGAAUGCCUGCGCCCAUUCUGGCGCAGUCUCUGACGGGUGGAAGUUUUUCCGGAUGAUGAAGGACAAAUACAAAAUUGAACCUAAAAUAGAGCAUUAUGGAUGUAUGGUCAAUUUGCUGGGACGAGCAGGGCAUCUUGACGAAGCAUUUGAACUCGUAAAAGGUAUGGACAUCGAACCGGAUCUUGUCUUAUGGGGAACAUUACUUAAUGCAUGUAGGAUCCAUCACAAAAUCGGUUUGGCUGAAGAAAUUUUGAAGAAUCUCGGAAACUCGUCAUCAGGUUCGUAUAUUAUGAUGUCGAACAUGUACGCCUCGUCAGGAAAUUGGGACGAAGUUGCACGAACAAGAGCUGCGAUGAAAGGAAAUGGGAUUGUUAAAGAGCCCGGUUGUACUUCUAUCGAAGUGGGAAACAAGGUUCAUGAGUUUGUUGCGAGUGAUACGAGACACCCGAAAAGAAAAGAGAUAUAUGAGAUGAUCGAGGAGAUGAAUGGAUGGUUGAAGGGUUUUGAUGAAUAUUCACCAAAGACGGAGAUAGUAUUGCACAAUAUUGAUGAAACGGAGAAGAGACGUUCGCUUGAAGUUCAUAGCGAAAAGCUUGCAAUUGCGUUCGGGCUUAUUAGCACUGAGCGAGGAACUACAAUCAAGAUUUUUAAGAAUCUCAGAGUGUGUUCGGAUUGCCAUGAUGUAACGAAGAUACUAUCGAAGAUCACAGGCAGGGAGAUUAUUGUAAGGGAUCGAAGUCGUUUCCAUCGAUUUGAAAAUGGAUUAUGUUCUUGUGGGGAUUAUUGGUGAAAUAAGAAAGAUUAUUUAUUUUUAUUUAGA